UUCUUCACUGUUUCCGUGUCUCCAAUUUUUGACUGACAAUUAAUAUAUCUACAAAUCAAGGACACAAGGGACAGAGAAAUAGAGGGAGGAGAAAAAACCCAUCGAGAAUUUCACUUUUCUUUCGUUUUUCAGCGUUUAUUUAUUGACCCAAAGAUCAAGACUUGCAGAACGGGCAAGAAAAUCACAUCCCAUAACCUGUUUGGCAAUUUUCCACAGGUAGGGGAUGUGUUUUCUUUCCUUAUUGGAGGUCCAAAGGUUGAUAUAAGCUUUGAGAAAAACCUAUUUGUUUAUUUUGCCGGAUUAUUGCUUGUAAAUGCAACUUUGUAGAUCAGUUGCAUCUUGGAUAUCCCGUAUCUUGGCUUGCAUGGGAAGUUGUCUUGGAUGCUGUAUGAAAUCUCCCCAUGUUGUUUCAGCGGAUAGGCCAUCCAAGAGACUGAAAGUUCCAAGCCAACGGUUGAGGAAAGCUAAUUUAAGAGACGACUUUUGGAGCAGUAGUGCGGGCGAGAUGGAGAAUAGCACAUUUCCUUCGCAGAGAAGUAUCACAUCAAUUAGCACUUCAAAUCCACCCCUUGAUCCUCACAGUAACUCUGGCACCACGAACAACACUUCAGAAUUUGUAAAUCAUGGUCUACUUCUUUGGAAUCAAACAAGGCAACAGUGGUGUGGAAGUAAAACAUCACAGAAGCGUGCUUCAGUUCGAGAACCCAAAUUAGGUUUUGAUACAAGUUACGAAACUUUACUAGGGACCAAUAAGCGUUUCCCUCAACCAAUUCCUCUGUCGGAAAUGGUAGACUUUCUUGUCGAUGUCUGGGAACAAGAGGGGCUUUAUGAUUAAACAGCUGCAUAUUCAUCAUUCUCAACCGGCUGGAUUUGUGUUUUGCAAGUUUUGAAGAAGCCAGAAUCCAAAAACAAAUUCAAACAGCCAUGUGUAAUUACAGCAUCUGUGUUGAGAAGAAAAACGCAACUUUUGUUACCAAAUGUGCCCCCAUUUCGACAUGUUAUCAUCUAAAAAAAAGUCCCUUUUCGGCUAAUUUAUAGAUAUUAGUCAGGGUAAAGGUCAAGCACAAUGAGCGUUGGCUGAUUUAGAUACAUUGAAGGGUAGAGAAUUGAAUCUCUAUUCAUAAAUAUAAAGUGUUUUUAUAGAUGCUUGUACCUCAUUAUUUCUUUAUUGUUUCAUCUAGUGAGGCCUGUGAGUACAUCCUCA
Messenger RNA from Nicotiana tabacum (common tobacco), 1204 nucleotides. RefSeq lists its product as uncharacterized. NCBI's taxonomy places the organism in Eukaryota, Viridiplantae, Streptophyta, Magnoliopsida, Solanales, Solanaceae. The record is from RefSeq and is a predicted model, not a curated record.